ACGACACGGAGUUCGUGCGGUUCGACAGCGACGCCGCGAAUCCGAGGAUGGAGCCGCGGUCGCCGUGGAUGGAGCAGGAGAUGCCGGGGUAUUGGGACCGUGAGACGCGGAGGAACAAGGAAAAUGCACAGAUUUACAGAGUGAACCUGAAGACCCUGCGCGGCUACUACAACCAGAGCGAGGACGGGUCUCACACCAUCCAGAGGAUGUACGGCUGUGACCUGGGACCGGACGGGCGCCUCCUCCGCGGGUAUGAUCAGCACGCCUACGACGGCGCCGACUACCUCGCCCUGAACGAGGACCUGCGCUCCUGGACCGCGGCCGACACCGCGGCUCAGAUCUCCCGGCGCAAGUGGGAGGCGGACGGUUAUGCGGAGAGACAGAGGAACUACCUGGAGGGCCGGUGCGUGGAGUGGCUGCGCCGUUACCUGGAGAAGGGGAAGGAGACCCUGCUGCGCACAGACCCUCCAAAGACACACGUGACCCGCCACCCCAUCUCUGAGCAUGAGGUCACCCUGAGGUGCUGGGCCCUGGGCUUCUACCCUGCGGACAUCAGCCUGACCUGGCAGCGAGACGGGCAGGACCAGACCCAGGACAUGGAGUUUGUGGAGACCAGGCCCUCGGGGGACGGGACCUUCCAGAAGUGGGCGUCCCUGGGGGUGCCCCCUGGAGAGGAGCAGAGAUACACCUGUGUUGUGCAGCACGAGGGGCUGCUGGGGCCCCAGAGCCUGAGAUGGGAGCCUCCCUCUCAGACCCCCUUCAUCAUCAUGGGCGCUGUUGUUGGCCUGGUUGUCCUCGGAGCUGUGGUGGCUGGAGCUGUGGUGGCUGGAGCUGUGAUGUGGGCGAGGAGGCGCUCAGGUGGGGAAGGGGGGGUGUGAGUUUCGUGUCCCCCUGGGGUGUCAUCCCAGGGAGACGUGUGUCCUGCUUCAG
Messenger RNA from Miniopterus natalensis, 930 nucleotides. Lineage: Eukaryota; Metazoa; Chordata; Mammalia; Chiroptera; Miniopteridae. The record is from RefSeq and is a predicted model, not a curated record.